Messenger RNA from Lates calcarifer (barramundi perch), 2365 nucleotides. RefSeq names its product nucleolin. The record is from RefSeq and is a predicted model, not a curated record. The transcript has 16 exons. The coding region runs from base 134 to 2092 and encodes 652 amino acids. NCBI's taxonomy places the organism in Eukaryota, Metazoa, Chordata, Actinopteri, Centropomidae. Gene Ontology annotation, molecular function: RNA binding.
CGUAGUAGCACACGCAUGCUCAGAGGGUGCUUUGAAAUAGUGGCAUGUGGAUGUUUGUAGCUUAACACACGUGUAUUCAUCGGCUACAACUAGCUGUACCAGCCUAUGAUUGUAUGAUCUUGUAACACUCAACAUGGCAAAGACAGACGCUACAAGACGUAGUAAACGACAAAGCAAAGUUGUCACCAAAGAAGUUGGAGAAGAGGAGUGCAGUGUUAACACUGAAGGACAGACUGAGACUGUAAUUUCAAGUGAACAAAUAGUCCGGACAGAGGAGAACGCUCCCACUGAGAGCCCAGUGAUGAAACAGGAGCAGAAGGACCAAGAUGAACAAGAUUCUCAGAUGGAUGCUGUCAUUGAAGUAAAGGGAAGCACACCCACUAUAACUGUAUCCUGGGAGAACAAGAGUGAAAGAGAGGCUGGUGAUUUGGAAAGGAGAACCAAUCCAAGUGAUCAGAUGACUGACAAAGAAAUGACUAGUCACGACGAACAGACUCAUGCAGUCUCUUCAGCUGAUGCAAUAGGCUGCACAGACGACGCACCCUGUGAGAGUUCUGAGACAAAGAUGCUGCAAGAGAUGGAGGACACCAAAGAGGAACAAGAAUCUCGAAUGGACACAGCCACCGAAGAAAAUGAAAAUUCCCCCUCAGUAACUUUAACUUGGGCAAAGAAGAAUGAGGAAGGGCAGAAUGGACAUAUUAAACAGGAAACCAACAGAAGUGAACAGACGGAUGUUAAAAAGAAAGCAGCAAAUGGGAAACGGAAGGCACUCUCCAACGCUGACACUUCCCCUUCAAAGAAAACUAAAGUCAUCAAUGAUGGUUUUUGUCUUUUUGUUGGCAACCUGAACAACUCUAAAACAUUUGACGAGGUCAAAGAUUCAUUAGCAAAUUACUUCAUGACACAAAGUGUCCUGGUUCAAGACAUCAGAUUAGACCAUUCCAGAAAACAUGCACAUGUAGAUUUGGCCUCAGAGAUGGACUUGACCAAAGCCUUGACGAUGAAUGGAGAGAUGAUCCUCGGUAAUCCAGUCAAGAUCGCUAAAGCAAAGGUCAGAAGUGAGGACAAGGUGAAGGUGAAAGUUCCAGAGGCGGACAAAAAAGCAGCCAAAAAUGCCAGAUGUUUGUUUCUGAAGAACGUCCCAUACACCGCGACAAAAAAAGACAUUCUGAACAUCUUCCACAAGGCGAUCGAUGUCAGGUUUCCUGGUGGGACUGAAGGUCCAAGCCAAGGUAUUGCCUUUGUGGAGUUUAAAAAUAAAAGCAUCAUUAAGAAAAUACUCCAGAGAAAACAAAAAGUCAAAAUCAACGGCCGGGUUUUAAUUGUCGACAGUGUAGGAGAAACAAAUGUGCCUAAAGUCACCAAAGCUAAAGCUAAUAACAAAGACGGCAACACAAAAGCUCCUCCGAACAACAUCUUAUUUGUGAGCAAUCUGUCUUACAACGUGAGAGAAAAAAAACUCCACAAAGUCUUUCAGAAAGCUGUUAACAUCAAAAUGCCUGAAAACAAAGGCAAAUCAAAAGGAUAUGCGUUUGUCGAGUUUGCAACUGUGGCAGAUGCUGAAAAGGCCUUGAAGGCAUCCCAAAACAUGAAGAUCAGCAAGAGGCUGAUCAGAGUAGAGUUCUUUGAAAGGAGAGCAAAGCCAGUGGUAAAAGUCCUAUUAAAAACACUGAUCGUAAAGGGUCUCACUGAGAAGACGACUGCAGAGACUCUUAAAAGUGCCUUUGAAGGAGCUGUCAGUGCAAGAGUCACUGUAGAUAAAGAGACAGGAGUUUCAAAGAGGUUUGGUUUUGUGGAGUUUGAGAGUGAAGAAAAUUGUAAAGCUGUCAAAGAGGCCAUGGAGGACUGUGAGAUAGAUGGCAGCAAAGUGACUGUGGAUUUUGCUAAAUUAAAAAGUAAAAAAGGUCACCAAGGUGUCAGAGGAAGCUUGGCGGGACGUCCUGCUGGUCAGCCUGCAGGUCAGGGGGCUGGCAGAAGAGGGCAAAGAGGCAGAGGUGGAAACAUUAAAGGUGGAAGAGUCAGCAAAGGAGGUAAAGGAGGUGCAGCUGGAACACCACAGGAUGCUGUUAAAGAAGUGGAAAAUACAGGCUAAAACAUGUACAUGUAUGAGCUCAAAACUCUUUUGAGUUUGGUUGAAUGUUGACUGUGCAAGGGUGUGAAAUUGUACAGCAUUGUUAGUCUUACUAGUCUGUAGGACGCGUCUCAUCUUGUAAUUUCAUAUUUUGUACUCUAAAUAAUUAUUAUGAAAAGGUAAGAAAGAGCCCUGACAUGUUUUAACAUUACAAAGGUUUGUUAUAUGAACAGAUGAUUAAGAUUGAAUCCUUGUGGAAUUUUUUAAUGUGAAGAUAAAAUCAUUUUAAAAGCA